Messenger RNA from Penicillium brasilianum, 2520 nucleotides. Lineage: Eukaryota; Fungi; Ascomycota; Eurotiomycetes; Eurotiales; Aspergillaceae. The record is from the annotation of a GenBank genome assembly.
GUAGUUUUUAUAACUUAUUAAGACGUAGAAAAUUUUGGGUAUUGCUGAGAUCUGGUACCUCAGCAAUACCCAGAAUUCGUCAGAAAACUUUUGGGUAGUGCUGUACUUUUUUUGGGUAGUGCUGAGCUGGGUGCCCCGUCCGUCGGAUACUGUAGUGGAAGCCGCGACUUUCACAGAAACGCUAAAGCGCCCUUUUUCUCUUACACUUUGUCGUUGAUAGUGACACGGCACCCAGCCCAGCUAGUCCCCACUCAUGGACAAGUUGCCGGUAGAAAUCCUCACCAAAAUCAUCGAAUAUCUCAGUCCGCGCGAGAAGGUCAAGCUACAAUUGGUCUGCAAGAAUCUCUUCGACCUCGCCCGUGACGAUAAUCUUUGGAAAUUGCACUGCUAUGAGCAGUCAUGGGCUGCGCUGCAAGCCACUCGUCCGGCUGGCCGGACCUCGGAAAGUUUGCUGUCGAACCCGACUGCGUCCUUGAGCACACUAGGGCAGAACUCAUUGCGUGAUUUAAUUCAACCUCCGGCUCUGCAGUCGAAGGAAGCGCCACUGGAUGAAGGACGAAGAUAUUCGCCGAGCGACAUAGCAAGGGCGGCCGCAGAUUGGGACUCUUCGGCGGAGGGAGAACAUGUGGAUUGGUAUUCGGAAUACAUUGCUCGUCAUGGACCCAUGUCACUUUCUUGGGUGCAGCAGCCUAUGCGAUCAAAUGGCCCUGGUCGGAGGAAACAGCCGUACGAAAUCAAGGGCAUGGGGUUGCUGAAAGAUUGGAGUUCUGCGAGGGAGAACAAGAUCGUGGCUCCUCUCGACGAUGGUACAGUCUGCAUCUGGGACCUCAAUCACUCCCACCAUUCCGACUCACAUUCAACAAAGGGCAAAAUACUUGGGAUGAGUGAUCCGGGAGCUCUCAUGGCCAACCUGUCUAGAUGGAGGGAGGUUUCGCCUUCCAAGUCUGCACUGGAGUUUAUCAAUCUUGGGGAGGGUGUCUCUGUGGACUCGUUUCGACGGAGAGCAUACCUCGCUGUUGGCAAUGUUUUGAAUGAAGUGGAUCUGGAGACACUCAAAAUUGUCUCGCAACAGCGAUACCCUUGGUCAAUCUUUGCGCUUUCGCAAGAGACCGAUUAUUCGGUUCCAAUAACACUCGCGACAACGCUCAGUUUGCAGAUUCAUGAUGCACGGCUAUCUGCGACAGAAGAGGAAGAAGCCAUCAGCCUACGCUGCGAGAAGAACAUGGCGCCCCUCGUGCCGGAGCUGGGCAUAUUUGCCUAUCCAGACUCGCCAUUACUGCAAUUGCAACCAAACGGGCAGCCUCCCACUCGCAUCCGAAGCCCUGACCCCACGGCCAGAGAGAAUUACGCACCUCUCUUCCAGCCUGGCCCACUCUCCAUCUUACACCCUCCCGCUCCCCAUGUGAACUCUAUCCUUCUUGCAGGUCGAUUCCCUAGCAUUCUCUGCUAUGACCGGCGCUUUUUCCCUCGCCUGCAAAGUACCGUACAUUCCGGAGGCCGGUUAUGCGGUCUUGCCUCGGCUCCUGCACCUCGGUUCCCCGUCUUUUCAGACUCAACUUACCCCCAGUCUCACGCCGUAGUCGCUUGUGGCGAGUACAACGGUCGGGGCUCGUUAGAAUUUUACAGUCUGAAGUCAUCAUCACAAGGAUUCAACGACAACCCGUCAAAGAUGACAUCACAGCUGACACCUGAAUAUAAGAAUCGACAAAGCGCAGCAAGUUCCAAACUGCUCUCGGUCGCAUCACAUGGGAAUCGUCUCGUUUACUCUGACUCUGAAGGCAACAUCAAAUGGGUCGAGCGCAAUGGCCGGUCAGAAGUCCGCCGCUGGAAUAUCAACACCUCCCAACCUCAAAUCCCAUUCUCUAGAUCCAGUCUCACACCAGUACAACCAAGAGCACAGCCAGAUGAAGAGCCUACUGCCCGCGGACUAUGGUCGCAGCUCAAUGCGGAAAACAAUAGCAGUGAAGUGGCACGCAAGAUUCUUCCUACUGGGGGCAACUUGACCGGUGACGAGCUGCUAGUCUGGACUGGCGAGCGCAUUGGUCGUAUCAAGUUCUCUACGCCCGCAGACCUUGAGGGUUUAGUAGAGGAAGAGGAGGAUGAAUGGUUCAUGCAGGCCGAGGUUGAUGAAGAAACUCGCGCUGCAAUGCGACAAAAGCAUCGUGAUGAAUGGGAGAAGGAGCAGAGGUAUGAAGAUAUGAUGCGGCGGGCACUUGAGCGGCAAGCCGAUGAAGUCCGAUGGAUGGGAACGGAUAGCAUGGGCUGAUAAGGUGUUCACCAUGGCCCAAUGCUUCCGUGUUUUGAAUUAUGGCAUCGAGCGGUCCAUUUUUUGUUCUUUCUCUUCUUUCUAUAAUCUUAACAUUCUGUCGCGUGACUCUCUCGUUUGAGCGGCUAUCUAGACUGAUGGUUUCCGUUCGGAAUUGAAUCGGAACGUAGAUCGCAACCACACUGCUGUGCGUAUUGAAAUGGAACUAUAGUUAUAUAAACAUGAUACAAUCAGACGCCUCUGUCAAUGUCCGC